Adineta steineri is the source of this 999-nucleotide messenger RNA. Lineage: Eukaryota; Metazoa; Rotifera; Eurotatoria; Adinetida; Adinetidae. The record is from the annotation of a GenBank genome assembly.
AUGAAAGAAAAUAUUGAUCGAGAAGUUAAAGUUACUUCACAUAUACCAAAAUUAAUACAAACACAAUUUGCUCAAUUUCUAAAUAAUCUAUUAGAGUAUUCAAGUGAAUUAACUUAUUUUGCUAUAAAUGCAUUUCAAACAUCAUCAUUACGACGUGUACAAAUAAAUACAUUGAAACGUUUUACUAGCUUUUGUGUACCACGUGCAUGUGCGUUUUAUUAUAAUCUUGAUACAGAAUUUGAUAAUUUUGUUCAAAAAAUGCGUCUUCUUUGUUCAUUAGCUAAACGGACGUUUCUUGAUAUGCGUGUUACACGUAUUCAAUCUUCUGAAGGGAGAAUGAUGAGUUUACCAGUAACACGUCGAUCAAUUGAUAUAUUUAAAUGUAAUAUUAAUCGAUUACGUGAUUUAAAACAAAUUCAUCAAGAUAUUGGUUAUGAUCUUUUAUUACCCAAUGAACAAUUAUAUUUAGCUCUUGAUUUACUUGUAACGGAUUUUGAAUUAUUAAAUUGUGAACUCGAUGCUGAAGUUAAAUUUGCUGAUGUUAUGAUUUUACAAACAAUUAUUAAAGACAUAUUUCUUCAAUAUCGUAUUGCAUUAACUUGGAUUUAUCCAGCUGUUAAAUAUGCUGCUUAUCGUCCUGGUGAACCCAAUGCCGAACAAGAAGUAAAAAAAUGUGAUCAACAAUUAGAAAUUCAAUCUAUCAAUAAUUAUUGUGGUAAACAGAAAAAAUCAAUUAAAAAAAAUGUAGUUAAAAAUUCAAGUUCAAUUGAUGAUGUUCAAUUACGUGAACGCGUAACAACACCAACUACAAAAAAUAUUAAUCAGAAUUUUACAAAUGAUAUGGAUAGUGGUAAUUGUUCGUUAGAAUAUCGAAAGAAAAGAAAAAAAUGUUCUACAAAAAUGUCACUAGUAUCAAGCGCAACAGAUGAUUUUAAUCGAUAUUUAUAUGAGAAAAAACUUUCUAACGUAGGAAUUAUUAAUUUAAAAAAAUCUCAAUAG